Messenger RNA from Cervus elaphus (red deer), 5583 nucleotides. RefSeq names its product RAS and EF-hand domain containing (gene RASEF). The record is from RefSeq and is a predicted model, not a curated record. The transcript has 17 exons. The coding region runs from base 138 to 2360 and encodes 740 amino acids. Gene Ontology annotation, molecular function: GTP binding; calcium ion binding; GTPase activity. NCBI's taxonomy places the organism in Eukaryota, Metazoa, Chordata, Mammalia, Artiodactyla, Cervidae.
CCGACGUCCGCGCCAGUGGCCUAACCUGCCCGACUCGCCGAACUCGCCUCAGCUCCCGGCGGCAGCAGGUGGCCCCGGACUCCCCGCCGUUGCCGCAGCCGAGGUGGGCCACGGGCCCCGGAGCCCUCGCGAGCGGGAUGGAGGCGGAUGGGGACCUGGAGGAGCUGGCUCGGCUGCGCUCCGUCUUCGCCGCCUGCGACGCGAACCGCUCCGGGCGCCUGGAGCGUGAGGAGUUCCGCGCGUUGUGCGCGGAGUUGCGCGUGCGGCCGGCCGACGCCGAGGCCGUGUUCCAGCGGCUUGACGCCGAUCGCGACGGUGCCAUCACCUUCCAGGACUUCGCGCGCGGCUUUCGCGGGGCCCGCGGCGGGGGUCCGCCCCGGCGCUGGGGACCGCGGGAGCCCGCGCCCGCCGCGGCCCGGGUGGGGUCCGACCCCGGGUCAGGCGAGCAGGACGAGGGCGACGAGGUCGCGGCGGCGGCUCUGGCCCCUCCCUGGGACCCGGCGAGCUCCGGCCAGGCUUGGCAGGACUUCCAGGAGCGACUCGGGGACGAGGUCAAGUUCAUCCCCAGAAAAGAGCAAGUUAGUACCUUGUAUCAAAACAUCAACCUCGUGGAGCCAAGACUGAUUCAACCAUAUGAACAUGUUAUAAAGAACUUUAUCCGUGAGAUCAAACUUCAGAGCACAGAAAUGGAAAACCUGGCCAUUGCAGUGAAGAGAGCCCAGGACAAGGCAGCCAUGCAGCUGAGUGAGCUGGAAGAGGAAAUGGAUCAGAGGAUUCAGGCUGCAGAACAGAAGACACGGAAAGACGAAAAACGCAAAGCUGAGGAAGCCCUCAGUGACCUCAGGCGUCAAUAUGAAACAGAAGUGGGAGACCUACAGGUGACGAUAAAGAAACUCAAGAAGCUAGAAGAACAAUCAAAACACAUAAGUCAGAAACAAGAUGUGGCUGCAUUAAAGAAACAAAUUUAUGACUUAUCAAUGGAAAAUCAGAAAGUUAAGAAAGAUCUUUUAGAAGCACAGACAAACAUAGCCUUUCUUCAGAGUGAACUAGAUUCUUUGAAAAGUGAUUAUGCUGAUCAGAGUCUGAAUUCUGAAAGGGAUCUGGAAAUAAUCCGAGAAUACACAGAAGAUCGAAAUAGUCUUGAGAGGCAAAUUGAAAUACUCCAAACAGCUAACAGGAAACUGCAUGACAGUAACGACGGCCUGAGGAGUGCCCUUGAAAACAGCUACAGCAAGUUCAACAGAUCCUUGCGCAUAAAUAAUAUCUCACCAGGGAAUACAAUUUCUAGAAGCAGUCCUAAAUUUAAUCUUCAUUCUCCUCAACCUCUGGGCUAUGACAGGUCAUCCCGCUCUUCCUACAUGGAUGAGGACUGUGAUUCGCUGGCCCUCUGUGACCCCAUGCAGAGGAUGAAUUAUGAUGUUGACAGCCUGCCUGAGAGCUGCUUCGACAGUGGCUUGUCUACCCUGCGAGAUUCCAACGAAUAUGACUCGGAGGUGGAGUACAAGCACCAGAGGGGAUUCCAGAGGUCGCACGGCGUGCGAGAGAGCUUUGGGGGUGAUGCUUCGGACACGGACGUUCCUGAUAUAAGGGAUGAAGAGACUUAUGGCUCAGAAGGCAUGGUUUCCAUCCUGGGCUGGAAGCCCCCAGGAUCUGCUAGUGAAGGCAGCGUCACUAGCUCCUCAAGAAAGCCCAUCUCCGCGCUUUCACCACAGACAGACAUGGUGGAUGAGAGCCAUAAAUCUUCCAGCUCGCAGAAAGCUUACAAGAUUGUGCUGGCCGGGGAUGCUGCAGUGGGGAAGUCGAGUUUCCUCAUGAGACUUUGCAAGAAUGAAUUUCGAGGAAACACAAGUGCUACCCUGGGAGUUGAUUUUCAAAUGAAAAUGCUCAUCGUAGAUGGAGAACGGACAAUACUGCAGCUUUGGGAUACAGCUGGCCAGGAGAGAUUCAGAAGCAUUGCGAAGUCUUACUUCAGAAGAGCAGAUGGUGUCUUGCUGCUGUAUGAUGUUACGUGUGAGCAAAGCUUUCUUAAUGUACGAGAAUGGGUAGAUAUGAUUGAGGAUGCAGCCCAUGAGAGCAUUCCCAUCAUGUUGGUAGGAAACAAGGCUGAUCUUCGUGAUGCUGCUGAAGCAGAGGGACAAAAAUGUGUCCCAGGGUACUUGGGAGAAAAACUGGCCAUGACCUAUGGGGCAUUAUUUUGUGAAACAAGUGCCAAAGAUGGUUCAAAUAUAGUGGAAGCUGUUCUCCAUCUUGCUCGGGAAGUGAAAAAGAGAACUGAUGAGGAUGACAGCAAAUCCAUUACCAAUCUGAGUGGCACUAGUUCCAAAAAGUCAACCCAGAUGAAGAACUGUUGCAAUGGUUAAUUCCAAAACAUCCUCGGCCCACAAAACCUCCACUCCCAGGGUACUGAAUAUACGUGACUUACUUGCUUCUUACGUGAAGUGGUACAUCCUACAGACACUUGGUGGAGAGUUACAGUGUGGGGAAUCUGAACUGUGCUCUCGGGUCCCUCCAGAACCUCGGCUCUUUUUUGCUGUUUCAAUGAGUGAUUUGGGCCCCCUGGUUACAUAUGCCUGUCUUAAAUUUAGAAAGUCUUUUUAUGCUCAGAUCAAAGCUAUAAAAGAAAUUCACUGAUAUAAUUAGAUUCAUGUGGUAGAUAACCAAUGACAUUUACUUCCCAUAUUCAGUACUAUUGGGCUGGCCACAAAGUUCGUUCAGGUUUUUCUCAACUUUACAGGAAACCCCAAACAAACUUUUUGGGCAAGUCAACAGAAAACUAGUAAAGAGGGGUUAGCAUCCUACCUUUGCUGUAAACUAGCCUUCUGGUCUUGAACCUAUCACCAACCCACAUUAGAUCCAUUUCCUCAUCUGUAAACAAGCAGCUUGGCCUUUCAGGCCUCGGCUCUGUCAGCUCUGUAGCUCUUUGAGGAGUGAGAAGGAGAGUGUGAUGGCCCACGGUUUAUAAGGACUCUGGUCGUUCAUCUUUUUAAAUAUUUAAGUAUCAGUUUUUCUCACUUCUUGUAUAGAAUAGAAUUUAAUUGUGUAGAAUAGAAUUUAAUUGAGAAAAAAAUGGCAAAGUUUUAUGUUCCAGUGCAGAUAGAAAAAUCUAUUGCUUUAUAUAUACAGAAAACAUUUGGGGGACAAAAAUAGUUUGUAUAUUAAAGAGGGUGUUUUAUAAUCUCAGAAUACUUACAAAGACCAUGGUUUGAAUUCACUGCUAAAAACUCUAAUGAAAAGUAUAAAGCCACAUGUUACUGAAAAUACAAUGCCCAGGAAAGUUGUCCCACUUCACUUAAAAAAAAAAGAAAAAAAAGAACAGCAAGAGACUGCAGGUGCUGGUAAAAGGGAAUAACGGAGAGUGACUACUAAUGGGUAUAUAGUUUCCUUGGGGAUGAUGAGAAUGUUCUGGAAUUAUAUUGUGCUAAUGUUGCACAACUUUGUGAAUAUACUAAAAUCCACUAAAUUGUAUACUUUAAAUGGUGAAUCUUAUGGUAUGUGAACUAUAUAUAUGUAUAUAUAUAGUUUUUAAAAUAUGCUAUUUAUCAUUUUGCCAAAUGAAAAUAUGCAACUUCAAACCUCCCCAUGGCUUAAGAGCAUAAUCUCUUUUCUAUAACAGAUACCCUAACACCUUGGCUGCCAGCAUUCACAUCCUUAAAUAAUGAACAGUGAAAGAAAUGUUAUGUGUCAUUUUGAAAAAUCAUCUCUUUUGAAGAGGAAUUGUGGUUAGGGUACAGGUGAGUCAGCCCUUUGAGGUGACUCGGGACUCAUCCUCACCAACAGCCUCAGGGGUUGCUCUCCUAGAAGCUGUGCUGCCUCCCCGACUUCCCCACUGAAAUGUCUCCAAGAGCCAAAGGAGUCAAUACCUGACCCCAGGGUGGGUCAGCGAGGCAUGGUCUUUGGUUUCAAUUUUCAGUGGCCAGAACCAACUAAGUUACUCCCAACCAGAGACUUGAACUUAACGUGAUUCAUAGGUCCAGGCCCCAAGUAGCCUACUGAAAAAAUAAUAGCUCUUAUUGUACUACGUAAGCUAAAAACAUCCCUCUUAUAGAAUUAAAACAACUCUAUUUACAAUUUUUAUGAUCAGACCUUAAAUUCUCCAAGGUUUUUUGUUGUUUUUUUUUUUUAAUGACAAUUGGGUAGUAUGUUAACAAAGCUUAUAAAUAGCCACAACAUCCAUUUAGCUUUUCAAAGUGUGCCUUCUCUCUACUGGUGAUAUCUAAUUGAGUUUUGUUCUUUUUCACUGGUUCUGUCUUCAACAACUCUACCAUGGAUUCCUGUUUCCUGGUUUUUGGUCUCAGAGGGGAAAAAAAAGUUUACAUUUUUUACUAAAAAGAAUACCUUGCUGGUGGGGAACUGUCAAACUGAUCCAAGGAGGGAUGGUUAUUUUUGUGCCAUGGUGCAAUGAAAGUUUGACCACUGCUGUUUGCCUCGGUGGCAUCUGUGGAGCCCCAGUUAGAACAGACCUAACAGACCUGUGUGUUGAUAUAUGGUGUUCAAGUUUAGGAGUUUGAUGCAGUUGCACAAAACUGUGUUAGUAUACAUGUUAUUGUGUUGUCUUUAUUUAUUUUCCCCCAAAGUGUCUAUAUGUGUCUUAUAAUAUGUAUAUAAUAGUAUAUACCUUUGAUACAGAAGUAUUAUCUUGCUCUUUGCUUCUGGACUAUAGGGGCAGUAACCCAAACUGAUUAGAUUACAUGGGUGCCUGUGAUAAAUGAAGCAAACAUCUUUAACUAUGUUAACGUGGAUAAAUAUUUUUGUAACAAAAUUCAAAUUAGACUUACAGCUUUCAAAUUAGACUUAUAGCUCUGAUUAGAGAUCCUAUUUAAAGAAAAGCUACUGAUAGCUCUUUCACUGCCCUGCUAGGAAACUAAGUUUAUUAUCAACAUUUGAUUUUAUGAAGCUGUUCCCAAAUUUAGAGUUUAUUUUUGGUAAUAAUAAAAACAGCUAGUGUUUUUAACUUGAACUUAAUUUGCUACACUUUCUAUUCAUAUUGUCUCAAUUACUCCUUGGAGAGCUUUUAAAAUCACAAUUACACUAUACUCUUUUUUAUGUAUCCUAACACUCUGGAUAUUAUUUUAGUUUCAACAUGAAAAGAACACUGGCUAUAGAAACAUUUUUCACUGUUAACUUUUAGCCUUGUGCAUUUUCAUAAUUUAUUUUUUUCCACUUGCUGUUUUAUAUGAUAUAUGUGACAUCUGAUUAUUUAAUACUAAAUGUGAUCUGUAUAAGGCCCAAACCACACAAUUCUCUUGCUGAAGAUAAAAUUGAGCUUAAAGAUAAAGAUUUAUUUUCAUAUUUGUACAGUGAUUGGCUUCAGAGUCAUGGUUUUCAUGGGCUUUUAUUGUAUGUAUGUGUAAGAAAUUUCAUACAUAUAUAUUAAGAAGACCUCUAAGUAAUGAAAUAAUUAUUUAUGAUUUUGAUUUACAUGGUUUACAUUUUCAUAAUAGUGGCUGUAUUUCAUUUAUACUGUUUCUCUUCAAACCAUUAAUAAUUAUCCCAUAAUGUGUAAUUUAUGGUAGUACAAAUGUCUAAAAAAUACAUUAUAUUUUCUGCAUCAUAAAUUCAGUUAAAAAAAAAACUCACUUGCUU